This is a messenger RNA of Miscanthus lutarioriparius, 3438 nucleotides long. Lineage: Eukaryota; Viridiplantae; Streptophyta; Magnoliopsida; Poales; Poaceae. The record is from the annotation of a GenBank genome assembly.
AUGGCGUCGCCGGCGGCGGAUCCGCAGCCGAAGAAACGUAAGGUCGCCGACGCCCAGGAACCAAGCCCCUCCUCCUCCAAUCCGGCACCCGCGCGGCUUCCUUCCCCUGCUCCGCCGCCUCCCGAAACCCUAGGUGCUGUGGCGCCUUCAACCUCCUCCCCACCUCCGACGGAAACGGCAUCCCAGUCGCCGGAGGAGGUGAGGCUUCAAAAGCUCCGCAACCAGGAGGAACUGAGAAAUGUCUUCCAGCGCUACAACCGUAUCCGCAAGUACAUACAGGAGCACAAAGACGGCGGCCUCACGCCCGAGCUGGAGCAGGAUUAUCUCUAUCUCAUCUCCGCCUCCCGAGGUUGUGAAAGCGUACAAUGUUUUCUAUCUUUGCCAGUCCCUCGAUUUGCCUCACGCUGUCCUACUGCACUCGAGGCGGCAACUAAAGUUACCAUCAACAUGUACAAAUGCAACAUGGCCACUGUAAAGAGAGGGGAUGAUUUGAAAGGUGUGCCAUACAAGACAGCUAAAGCAUGUAUCAUUGGCUUAACUCACAUAUGCUCUGCAGCAUCUUCUGAAGAACUCAAGUCAUCUGUUAUGAAAGGAAUCUGCUCCGUCGUUUAUAGAACUGUUCUCUCGUUCUUUAUUUCAACCUUGGAGGGGAAGGAUAUCUAUCAUAUGAUCUAUACAAAACAUGCAAUGCUUCAGGACCCUGUGACGUUAUUAGAAACUUUAAAAUUGGAGUUGGACAAUGCUAAGCAACCAACAAUUGAUAAUUUAUCUGAACUGGGAGCUAUUUGCUUGCUUUGCACAUUCCUUUUGUUCCCAGAGAAUAUACUAGAAGCCUGUUUUACGCUGCUUGCUUCUGCAGAAUGUGAUGAUGUAAAAGGAGAAGGGUUAUACCUUUUAAAUCAGUUGACCUGUCAUCUGACCUGUAAUGCUGCAAAUGUUGCUAUGGGUGAUAAGAUUGAUGAGCAGUGUCUUGUGAUGGAAGGAAAUCUGUCCGGCACCAAUAAAAUUGUUGAUUCAAAUCCUGUUGUUUCGGAAAAUGCUAUGGAGUCAAAUGAGUGUUACAUCACAAUGGCCAUCUCUAGGCAUCCAUCUCUGAGACGUUGGAUAUUAUCAAGGUACAAGAAAUUAUGUGAUUCUUGUAAACCUGCUGUGGUUUCUGAGGUGUCAUCUUGUUUGAAAGUUCUGGGCUCUUUGUCAGAACCUUCUGAGGAUAAAAGUCACACAGACAAUGAAUCAUCAGUGCUGGAGAAACUUGACAACAACGUCAGAGAAAAUAUGCGACCAGAUGAACUACUUUCUUCGUCUGAGCAGGGAGCACUUGCAAAAACUGAGUGUGUCAAUAAUUAUGGAAAUAAGUCUUCACAGAACAUGAAUGUGGACAUGGUUCGUUCUGAUAAUCAGAAAUCUGAUGUGCUCACAGAUGCAAAAUUGAAUGACUUCAAAGGACGUACUGUUGUCUCUGAUGCACGGCAUCAAGGUACAAGACCGGAUCUGCUUAUGCCAAAAUCCGUGUAUGAUCCUGCUGGAGGAUCUACAUCACUUACUUCUCCAGGACAACAUUUUGGAAGGGCAAAGCAUUUAUUUUCUGAACCAUUUGAUAUUUAUGGCACUUAUGUUGCAAGGGAUGUGAUUUCAGUUUCAAAGGAACUUUGGGUUGGUUCACUGGGAAAUAGAGCUACGGAGUCACUGGUCAGAUCCAAGUUUGAGGAGUUUGGCCCAUUAGUAAAUUUUUUGUUCUAUCCAUCCAAAAAAUUUUCCUUAGUUGAGUAUAGAAACAUAUUACAUGCUGUGCAUGCAUGUGGAUAUAUGCAGGGUUCAUCUAUUUGGGGAGGUUUUCUUCAAAUAAGGUAUUUAGACAGGCUUAUAGGUAGUAAGGGAUUUAUUCGUGGUAUAACUAUUGGUGACAGCCGUCAUAUUUAUGUUGCUAAAGUCAAGAAUAAAAAAGACAAAGAUGAGGUUUUUGAUGAGUUAAAGAUGGCAGGGCUGAAGUGGCCAUCUGGGAUUACUGAUAUCUCUGGUGAAAAUGCUUUGCUUCUUGAAUUUGAGACGGCAGUUGAUGCAGCUACUGCGAAAUUCUAUAUUAGGCACCAAGCUCCUCCAGAUGUUUGUUCCAGGGAUAUGAAUCCACCUGGUCAUCAGCUUUUGGUGCAAAAUAUAGACCACUCAGUCCCUGACAUCGACUUAAUCAAUGCCUUCUCUCAAUUCGGUGAGGUCAUCAGGAACCAAUUCAAUAGGUCUGAUAGCAGCUGCUUUAUAGUUUAUAGAUCACAAGAUGCCGCUGCCCGUGCAAAAUCACACUUACAUGGAGCACGAUUUGGGUUGAAGUCACUUAGUGUUGAAUUAAGGACAUGCAGUGCAGGAUCUGUUCAUGAUAAAACAGCGCCACCUGUCGCUCCGUUGUUAGGCCAGAGUGUUCCUGACAACAGCGCGCACCAUGAGAUCAGGAAUCCAAGAGUUCCAGGAUAUCAUGCAGGAUAUGCAGCACCAGGGGAUCGACCUAUUUAUGGUCCGCCACCUCCAAAUACAAGCAGAGCUCCACAAGGAAUUUUUCCUUGCCCACCUGUUUCCACACACCAUGGUUCUGUAAUACCACCGCCACCUAUUCAAACCUCUUUUGUUCGUCCUAUAUAUCCUGGUCCAGGGAGUCCCUGGGAGAACACUACUCCAAAUCCACCGCCCUUCAGCCAUGUUUCUCCCCGCAUGAUGCCUGGAAGUAGCUUCCGUGUUAAUCCAGCUUCUCUUCCUUUCAUACCCUCUUGUGUUACCCCUCUUCCACAGCUUCCUGGAGGUUCAGCACAGCAUUCUGAGAAAAUGCCACCGUCACUACCUCUGCCAACUAUAGCUCCCCCACCAUUUACACCUCUAGAUAUGCCACCUCCACCCCCACCGCCACUACCUAUUUUCCAGCCACCUUUAGUGCCGCCACCCCCAAAUUCUCCUCCGCCGCAACCUAUUGCUGAUUCAUCUGACUCGCAAAAGUCAAGUUCUCACCCUCAAUGGCAGGGUCCUCUUUUAAAAAGUGGCAUGCAUUAUUGCAGAAUCUAUGCAAGCAGAAUAGAGUUGGAUACCUGCAGAUAUGAAAAUUCUGUUUCUGAACCAGCAGAAUGGCCUUCAGAGCUAGAUGUGACAAAGCGCUCAGCUUUCCAGCAUGUGAAGACAACUUUCAACAAUACACCACCUAAUAAGAGAGAAGUUUGCCGGCUCGUGCCUUGUUCAAAUGGUGAUCAGAGAGGGUUCCGGGAUUUCAUAAGCUAUCUGGUACAGAAAGACUGCGCUGGCGUGAUUAGGAUUCCUGCUGUGAAGGCCAUGUGGACGAGGAUACUAUUCAUCCUUCCUCCCACAUCUGAUACAUGUGGCAUGGUAGGAAUCCCCCCUGUUCCAGCGGACACUAUGAUUGUUGUAACUUUGCCCAAGGAAACAACCAUCGAAGCAUCAUGA